GUCAGAACCCUAAACCCCGUUGCCAUGGCCCUCCAUCUCAGGCUCAGACCCAAAACCCUAGCCCCCCUCCCAUCCCUCGGGCGCUUCUCUUCUUCCUCCUCUUCCCCUCCUCCUCCGCCGCCUCCGGCGGACUCAGACUCCAAUGGAGGCGGCGGCGGCGGCGGGGACAACGAAGACUCUCCUCCUCCCACCUCUCCGCCUUAUUCCUCUUUAUUCGGCGACAUCAAGGAGAGGCUCAAGUCCCCGCCCGCCCCUCCCCGCCGGAUCCCCACCGACCCUCCGCCGCCGCCUCCCCUCUCCUCCCCCAAACCCGGCCCAGCCGCCUCCCUCGAGGAGAUCCGCAAGCACCUUGCCGGAUUCCGGCUCCGAUCCGGCGGAGGCCCUCCGCCGCCAUCCGGCGAGCGCCCCCCGUCGUCUCCGCCCACGAUCUCCUUCCAGGAGCUCUUCAAGAACAACGUCCUCAACAAGACCGACGGCGGCGGCGCUGGCGAAUGGGGGCCGUCCGAGAAGGGCGCAAGAGUCUCCUUUGACUCCAUCAGGGAGAGUUUACGGCAGUUCCGGGCCUCCCCGAGAGACCAGACAGGGCCCCGCGGCUUCGAUUUCAAAGCAUUUCAGGAUAGCUUGAGGAGCCCGGCGGGGGAGGCGGAGAAGGGUCCGUCGCUUAUUGGAGGGAGGGAGACGCUGCCAGAGUCUAUUUUUGGGAAGGAAUUGAGGGAGAAGAAGGGGGAGGGGGACCGAGAGUCGAAGGCGCUGAAGACGGAGUUUGUGAAGAUGUAUAGCUAUGACGAGCUGGGCGAGAAGCUCCGGAAGCUGAGGCCGGAGGAAGCCACGAAGGGGGAUAAGGAUUGGUUCUCACUUAGCGAGUUGAAUGAGAGGCUUGCAAAGCUUAGGGAGUUGGAGGAGAAGGAGACUGAGUCAAGGAUGGGAGGGGUCUCCUUCAGGGAUCUGCGGGAGAGCCUUGUGAGGCUUAAAGAAGCCGAUGCCACUAAAAAGGCCAACAUGCAGAGGCUGUCGACCUUGAUAAAUCUUGGCGGGCAGGUGACUCCAACUUUCAAGCUAAAACCCCCACAGGAGCAUUUAUUGGAGAGGUAUUUCCAUCCGGAUCACAUGUCUUCGGCAGAGAAGUUGAAGUUGGAGCUCAAGAGAGUCAGAGAUGAAUUUAAGUUGUCCGAGUCAGAUUGUGGUUCUGCACGUGUUCAAGUUGCACAACUCACAACCAAAAUUAAGCAUCUGUCAGCUGUUUUACAUAAGAAGGACAAGCAUUCAAGAAAGGGUCUCCAAGAGAUGGUCCAGAGGAGAAAGAAAUACCUCAAGUAUCUCCGAAGGACAGACUGGGAUUCCUACCGCAUGGUCCUGUCAAGGCUUGGCCUCCGAGAUGUGCCGGAGUACAAGGCACCUGAGUAUAAGAGCUAAAAGGUAUUCCUAUUUGGAGCAGAAGUUGGGGUCUUGAUAAGGUGGUUUUGUUAUUAAUAAUGGUUUUGAUAUCUAUUUCAGCUGAGGCGGCAUUCGUUUUUGAAUAAUGAUAAGAUAAUUACUUCCUCUCGUCGAAUAUUGACAGCGAAUUCUUCUUUUAGCUUUCUUCGAGCCUGAGAGAGGAUACAGCAAAAUUUUUAGGAUACAUUUGUGGGUGGUUAAUCUUUUUGGUUUGUCUUUUUUUUUUUUCCUGUUGUCCUAUACAUUUCUUAGCUGCAGAAAGUCUCCGAUUCCACCUGCAGCCAAUCAGCAGAUGAUGCCAUGUUCAUCCGGCUACGUAUAUAAUCAUCGUUCUAUGAGUACUACCAGUCUACUUUUUCA
This is a messenger RNA of Phoenix dactylifera (date palm), 1794 nucleotides long. RefSeq lists its product as uncharacterized. The record is from RefSeq and is a predicted model, not a curated record. Gene Ontology annotation, molecular function: structural constituent of ribosome. Gene Ontology annotation, cellular component: ribosome. Lineage: Eukaryota; Viridiplantae; Streptophyta; Magnoliopsida; Arecales; Arecaceae. Gene Ontology annotation, biological process: translation.